UGACGAAUGUAAGACAUCGAAUCACACAUGCAUAAGUCAAGAUCAUUGUCGUGACAUGGAUGGAUCUUAUGAAUGUUUUUGUCCGAAGGGGCAAUACGGAAAUGGAACAUUGGCUGGAGGAUGUCACAAACGAGAUGUAAUUACGAUGGUUGUCAUUGGAUCUAGUGGUGGAUUAGUUAUUCUAUUUGUGGGAAUUUCGUCUCUAUACUUGAUAUACCAAAAAAGGAAACUCAUCAAACUAAAGCAAAAAUUCUUCCAACAAAAUGGUGGUUUCAUUUUGCUACAACAACUCUCUACAAGAGAAGACUCAUCUCAAUCAGCUCAAAUAUUCAGAGAAAAGGAACUUAAAAAAGCCACCAACAACUACCACGAAAGUUUAAUCAUCGGUAGAGGAGGUUUUGGUACAGUUUAUAAAGGAGUUUUAACAAACAACAAAAUUGUUGCUGUUAAAAAGUCCAAAAUAUUAGACGAAAAUCAAAUCGAACAAUUCAUUAACGAGGUAGUUGUUCUGUCCCAAAUAAAUCAUAGGAAUGUUGUCAAACUCUUGGGAUGUUGUUUGGAGACAGAAGUUCCUUCCUUGGUGUAUGAAUUCGUUAGCAACGGUACGCUUUUCGAAUUCAUACAAAGUUCUAAAGAUACAACAAAUAAUUCAACAUGGAAAACACGUUUAAGGAUAGCUGCGGAGACAGCUGGAGCGUUAUCGUAUCUACAUUCAUCUGCAUCAAUACCAAUUAUUCAUAGAGAUGUUAAAAGUACCAAUAUUCUCUUGGAUGAUAAUUACACCGCAAAAGUUUCCGAUUUUGGAGCUUCGAGAUUGAUUCCAGUUGAUCAAACCGAGAUAGCAACAAUGGUACAAGGAACUCUUGGAUACUUAGAUCCAGAGUAUAUGCAAACACAUCAUUUAACUGAGAAGAGUGAUGUCUAUAGCUUUGGCGUUGUUCUUGCAGAACUUCUAACAGGGGAAAAGCCUAUUUCUUUUAAUAGGUCAGAAGAGAAAACUAGUCUUGCUAUGCAUUUUUUGUCUUGUUUAAAACGAGACCGAAUUUUUGAAGCUAUUCAAGUUGGUAUUAUGAAUGAUGAAAACAAGGAAGAGAUUAAGGAAGUUGCUAUUCUUGCGGCAAGGUGUUUGAGUCUUAGAGGUGAGGAAAGACCUAGUAUGAAGGAAGUGGCAAUGGAGUUAGAUAGUAUAAGGUUAAUGGAGAAGCAUCCAUGGAAUGGUACAGAGCAAAAUUUGGAGAGUCAACGCUUACUUCAAGAGGCAUCCUCAAGCAUUUAUAAUGAGAUUGGUGAUAAUAGAUAUAAUCUUGGAUAUACUACUCGAUAUGAUAGUUUGAAAGAUCAACCAUUAAUUUCCUUGGAUGAUGGAAGGUUGCUUAUAACAUUGAAGUCCAUAAAAUUUAAACAUUGCACGGUUUCAGACAAAAACAAUUUUGCCACUAUGUGGGUGAGAGUGAUAUUGUUGGUCUUGUUACCAUUUAUGCUCCAACAAAGUAGCAGCACCAAUCUUUCUAUUGAACAAAAGCAUUCCUGUCCUCCUUCAUCUUGUGGCAAAAUUUUCAACAUAACUUAUCCAUUUCGAUUAAAAGAUGACCCAAUUCAUUGCGGUGACAGCAGGUAUGAACUAUCAUGUGAAAAUAAUGUGACAACUUUAUAUUUAUAUUCUGCAAAAUAUCAUGUCCAGUCCAUCAAUUACAACAACUUCACAAUCAGACUGGUUGAUCCAGGAGUUCAAGAAUCUAAUUGCUCUUCAUUUCCUCGCAAUUUCUUGUCUCGAUCUAAUUUCUGUGAUACUUAUGAAGCCAUUAACAACGAAGAUUGCACAGUUCCAUACAUAGCCAGCAACCGAGAUUCUUAUGAUUUGACUAUUUUUAAGCAUAUAGUAUAUUUAAAUUGUAGUCGUCUCGUGACUAACAAUUCUAAAUAUGUGAACACGUCUUCUUGUCUCAAUUCGAACUCUAAAAGCAAUUAUAUUUAUGCUAUCGCGGGUGAUUUAAUUGCGAAAGACUUUCAAGUUGGUUGCCAUGUGAAGUUUGUUGCUCCAACUUCUUGGCCAGGUUUGCAAAGAAAUCAAGAACAUUCCUAUGAAGAAAUGCACAAGGCGUUAGUAUAUGGAUUUGAGAUUUCAUGGUUAGGUUUAAUCUGCCAAAAUCGUUGCGGAGAAACAAUGCUCUGCUCCUUCAACUCUUCAACCGAGAUAGUUGAAUGCUCUCAUCGUCUCUGCCUUACUGUGAUGGGAUAUUGGACCGAUACUAGUUGUGGAAGAUGGACUCAGUUUUUGUCAUAUGCUAAAGAUAAUAUCAUCGCUAUCAUGAUAGGACUGGUUGAAAUAAUAAAAGGACCAAACUCAAAUUAUGAUCUAAUCAACUAUAAAGUAGGAUUGACUAUAGGACACUAUGUUCUACCAUCAUUAUGGGCUGGUAGAUUUCUGCUUGGGAUAACAUUUUUUAUUGUACUACUGAUAUAUAAAUGGCGAAAAAGACAUUGGUCAAUGUAUGAAUGUAUUGAAAUAUAUCUACAACAACAAAACAACCUCAUGCCCAUUGGAUAUUCAUACAAACAAAUUAAGAAAAUGGCUAGAGGUUUCAAAGACAAGUUGGGAGAAGGAGGCUUUGGCACUGUGUUCAAGGGGAACCUUCGCAGCGGUCCUUGUGUGGCAAUAAAGAUGUUGGGUAAGUCAAAAGGUCAUGGACAAGAUUUUGUUAGUGAAGUCGCAACUAUUGGAAGAAUACAUCAUUUGAAUGUGUUUAAAUUACUUGGAUUUUGUAUUGAGGGAUCAAAGCGCGCUCUUAUUUAUGAAUACAUGCCCAAUGGGUCUCUGGACAAAUUUAUUUUCGCUAAAGAAGGGAGUAUAAAUUUAAGCUACAAACAAAUUUCUGAUAUUUCAAUUGGAAUAGCUCGUGGGAUAGCUUAUCUUCACCAUGGAUGCGAAAUGAAGAUUUUGCAUUUUGAUAUCAAGCCUCACAAUAUCCUUCUUGAUGAGAAUUUUAUCCCAAAAAUAUCUGACUUUGGGUUGGCCAAGCUACAUUCGAUAGACAAUAGCAUUGUCACAAUGACGGGAAUAAGAGGCACAAUUGGAUAUAUGGCUCCAGAAUUGGUCUACAAAAAUAUUGGGGGAGUGUCAUAUAAGGCUGAUGUUUAUAGCUUUGGGAUGCUUUUAAUGGAGAUGGCAAGCAAGAGGAAAAACCUAAAUUCCAAUGCAGAACAUUCAAGCCAGAUGUAUUUUCCCUUUUGGAUUUAUGAUCAACUUAGAAAUGAGGAAGAAAUCGAAAUGGGAGAUGUCACGGAGGAGGAUAUGAAAAUUGUAAGGAAGAUGAUCAUGGUUGCUCUUUGGUGUAUACAAUUGAAGCCGAAUGAUCGCCCCUCAAUGAGUAAAGUAGUGGAGAUGCUUGAAGGAGAUAUUGAAAGCAUUGAAAUGCCUCCAGGGCCAACCAUGUAUCCAGAUGAAACAAUUUCAAGAGACGAAACAAUCAACUCAGACCAACCAAUGUCAAGUGACUUAAAUAGUUUUAGUGAUUCUAUGGAAAAUGCAACUAAUAAUACUUCUUGA
Molecule: messenger RNA, 3547 nt
Organism: Trifolium pratense (red clover)
Lineage: Eukaryota; Viridiplantae; Streptophyta; Magnoliopsida; Fabales; Fabaceae
Product: LEAF RUST 10 DISEASE-RESISTANCE LOCUS RECEPTOR-LIKE PROTEIN KINASE-like 2.5
Exons: 6
Coding region: 56-3547 (1163 amino acids)
Biological process (GO): protein phosphorylation; cell surface receptor signaling pathway
Cellular component (GO): plasma membrane
Molecular function (GO): polysaccharide binding; ATP binding; protein serine/threonine kinase activity
Source: RefSeq, a predicted model, not a curated record